UACAGCGAGUAGAAUUAUCUCUUUGGAUUCAUCGGUUCGUCAUUUCACCUCCGUCGAAAAACUAUACAGCGUUAGCACUGUAUAACUGCUUUUCAAAAUAAACUAUGUAAUCUCCUCGAUGAAAAAAACGACUUAAUGAAGACGUCAAAACGAUGCAAGGGCGGAUUUUGAAAGGAUUCUUCGGAUCAGUUCGACUGAGAUUCAUUUUUUUGGACACGACAGGAACAUAUGUUAAUUGAUUGAACUAUUUGCAUCUUUGGCCAGGCCUACGCAGAGGGAAAAGGUGAAACUUGUCGGACAAAGUAGAUCCUAUCCUACCAGGCUAGUAAUAAGACUGUACAGUGCGUGGUCGUUGAAAUAACUUAACUUUUCCUCCCAAACAAUUUACAAAUACUUUUAUUUUACAGACCCAUCUAGUAGAGAUCCAGACUAUAAUGCAUUUGCAUUUUUAAGCAAAGGAUAGAUCGGCAUAUGCUAUACAUGAAGAAACUUUUCAUCUCUGGACGCCAUCGGUACACAAGAAAUCAUUAUCCGAGCUGUCCAUGACUGGGAUUCCUUGAUCUGAUUUACAACACCGCACGGAAUACUCUUGGAUUUGCCCGAUGACAACGAAAUGACGGAUAAGACAAUGAGAUCAUUUUUCUUCAGGACCUAAAAAGAUUCUGGGUGGAGGUGAUGGACACAGGUUGAACACACCAUGAGCCCAAGGUUGCUUGUAGCGAUCACUAUCGUGAUAUUGGGCGGAAAAUUAAGCUUGGGUAGCGAUGCGUCUUCAUUCAUUUUACCAUUCACUGACUGCAUUCAAAGCAAAGGCAGGGAAGGCUACUAUCAGGGAUCGAUAGAUGUGACGGAGUCCGGCGGAAAGUGCAUGAACUGGAGUGAUGUCGCCGGUGUCAAGGACAGGUACCCUGGAAAAGGACUGGGCGACCACAAUUUCUGCCGAAAUCCUGAUGGCAGGAUCCGACCUUGGUGUUUCUUUAGAAACAAUAGAGGACGGAUAGACUGGGGGUACUGCGACUGUAAACAAGGGUUGGUGCGUCUGCAGGGUGGGAGGAGCAAGCUGGAGGGCACGGUGGAGGUGUACCUGAACGGGGCGUGGGGGACCGUGUGUGGCGAUGGCUGGGGGGACCAGGACGCCGCUGUGGUCUGCAGGCAGCUGGGCCAGGGGUACAAGGGGCGUGCCCGACACAGCCCCAUGUCACGGCUGAGCUUCUCAUUGGUCCACUGGAGCACUAUGCAUUGUGGGGGACAUGAGGAAGACCUCUUGCAGUGCCCAAAAACGAUGUGGAACGGGGGCGGGUGCACCAACCGGCAGGUCGCAGCCGUCACCUGCAGCUUGCAGGAAGCCGUCUUCGUCCCCAUGCGGUUGGUCGGAGGAAGCUCCGGACGCGAGGGCAGGGUGGAGGUGUACCACGGCGGGCAGUGGGGCUCCGUGUGCGACGACCAAUGGGACGACGCCGACGCCGAGGUGGUCUGCAGGCAGCUGGGAUUGAGUGGGACAGCCAAGGCCUGGGGCCAGGCGUAUUUCGGGGAGGGGACUGGCCGGAUCCUGCUGGACGAGGUGCAGUGUACGGGGAACGAGCUCUCCGUGGAACAGUGUCCCAAAAACGCCUGGGGCGAGCACAACUGUGAGCACCGGGAGGACGCGGGGGUGUCCUGCACCCCUCUGACAGAUGGGUCUCUACGGCUGGUGGGGGGAUCCGGAAGCUUCCAGGGGCGUCUGGAGGUGCACUACAGAGGGCAGUGGGGGACGGUAUGUGAUGACGGCUGGACCGACUCCAACACUCAGGUGGUGUGCAGACAGCUGGGAUUUCGGUCUGGAGAGGGGGCGUCGCCGGGGCUGUUCGGGGAGGGGGCGGGGCCGAUUCUGCUGGAUGAUGUCAGCUGUACGGGGAAGGAGCCGGCCCUGACGCACUGCGGGCGGAGGGAGUGGAAGAAACACGACUGCACCCACCAGGAGGACCUGUCAAUCACCUGCAGCCCAGAGCGCGUCUCCCACGGAGUCCCAGCCAGCGUGCCCCUCCGGCUGGUGGGCGGAGAGACCCCGAUGGAGGGCAGGGUGGAGAUCUACGUCCAGGGCCAGUGGGGCACCAUCUGCGACGACGGCUGGACCGACAGGGAUGCGGACGUGGUCUGCAGACAGCUGGGCUACACGGGUCUGUCGAAGGCCAGGACCAUGGCGUAUUUCGGGGAGGGCGAAGGUCCCAUCCACGUGGACAACGUGAAGUGCAGCGGGGCAGAGAGAUCGCUGGCCGACUGCAUCAAACAGCCGGUGGGAACGCACAACUGCCGACACACCGAGGACGCGGGCGUGAUCUGCAACUACGGCCAGCAGGACGUCUCCAUCACAGAUCCCGUUGCCUCGUUGUGCGGGUUACGGUUAACACACACCCGGCAGAAAAGGAUCAUUGGAGGAGAGAAUUCUUUGAGAGGUGGGUGGCCAUGGCAGGCUGCUAUCCGUCUCAGGGUGCCCCAGGGUGAGGGGAGGUUGGUGUGUGGAGCGACCCUCAUCAGCAGCUGCUGGAUCCUCACCUCAGCGCACUGCUUCAAGAGGUACGGCAACAGCACCAGGACCUAUAAGGUGCGGGUUGGGGACUACCACACGCUGGUGCCGGAGGAGUUCGAGGCUGAGUACGGCGUGGAGGAGAUCGUGCUGCACCCGAACUACAGGCCCCACAGUAACGACUACGACCUGGCGCUGGUGAGGCUGUUCGGCCGGGAGGGCCGCUGUGCCGUGCUGAGCCGCCACGUCCUGCCCGCCUGCCUGCCCCAGCGCCGGGAGAGGGUGCUCCGCGUGGCCUCCAACUGCUUCAUCACCGGCUGGGGCGACACGGGGCGGGCCUACUCUAAGACCCUGCAGCAGGCCUCCAUUUCGCUGCUGAACAAGCGGCAGUGUGAGCUGAGCUACCCGGGCCAGUUCUCCGGCCGGAUGCUGUGUGCCGGGAAGGCCCAGGAGGACCGGUGGGUGGACAGCUGCCGGGGGGACAGCGGGGGCCCGCUGGUGUGCGAGAGGCCUGGGCUGGGCAGGGCCAGCGGGGGCUGGGUGGUGUACGGGGUCACCUCCUGGGGCCACGCCUGCCGGCUGCAGGACUCGCCCGGCGUCUACACCAAGGUGUCGGCCUUCGUGCCCUGGAUCGGCCGAGUGACCGGACUCUAGCGCCCCCUGCAGGACCGCUGCACUCACCCGGCCCGACGGGCGACCGGUCCUGACUGUCUUACCGUCUCUCAAGAAGAAAAGAACAACAGAAAAUAGCGGCGUUUCUUUUUACGUUUCCUUGUUCGUCUUUAUUUGUGCUGUCAGGUCUGCACUUUUCUUUUUUUUUCUUUUUUUAUUGUUGGUUUCAGCACUUCUCUGUUUCAAUGGGACCACUUGUGAUACAGUAAACCUGGGGUACACCACAGUCCUCCAGGGCCGGCCCAUACUCUGGCUUCUGGUUCAACCAUUUAACCCUGGCAUCGUUUACAGUACAACACAGCUGCACUCACCAAUCCAGGUUCAGUCCUGCAUUAAGCCUCAUGUUACAUUAGCAUUUGUAAUGAACAGCUGGGUUAAUUUAAGAGCUAAAGGCAGGAGUUGGCUUGGGCAGCAGUGUGUUAUAAUGGGUAGCAGUAUGCUAUAAUACUUAGGAAACAGGGCUCACAACUGAAAGGUUUCGGUUUGAUUGCUAUCUGGAGCAAUGCCAUUGUACCCUUCGGCAAAGGUGGUCAGCCUGAAAUGCCUCAGUUAAUAUCCAGCUGUUUUGUUAGAUUGUAUCUAAAAGGUAAAAAUGUUUAACAGUAUAAUGUAAUGUAAUGAAGCUGGUGAAAAAAUCUGAAAAACAGGUUGUCCCCUAGCCCAGCUAACACUAAACAUUAUCACAAUGCUGCUGCCAUGUUGUGGCAAUGUUUUAACAUUGACAGAACAUUCCAGUAACAUUGUGAGAAUAUUUUGUGUAAGCUGGGCUAUUGUACUUUGCUGGAAUAAACUUGCUGAGGGGACGAGUGAAAUUGUCCCAUCUCUUGGUUACAAUGCACACUACACACUCUCAGUUCCAUGUGGACGUUAGAAACUUUGCACUAAAAAUGUACGAUUCUAAAUCAGCUGAAGCUCUGGUCACAGAGAGCACUGUAGUGGUGUAUAGGAGGGUGUUGAGGAGGAAUCCUGUAGGAGAAAAAAUCCUUCCAUGUGUCAUUACAGCGCUAAACGAAUAGUGUAGCACAUUAGCAUUUGUUGUUUUGUUCAGUGUAUUAACGUAUGUGCUUUCAGUGUCGACAUUGAUGACAUGGUGCUAUUGUCGUUGUGAGGUUUCUCCAUAUGACGUUACUCCUGUGACAUGGAGUCCGGUUCUUAUCUUCAGGGUGUUGUCUUGAACAGGAGAGACUCCAGCAAAGCUGAACGAAUGGAAUUCCUGAUUAAAAUGAGCAUUAUUAUUAUUUUCCCCGUCACACUAACUUGGUGGGUCUGGGACAGAAAUCCAACACUAAACUACCUGUGAUGUUGUCGGUCGAAUUUACCGGAUUGUGAGUUAGCUUCGAACAUUUUACUGUCUUUUAACUGUUGCUUUUUUUACAGGUUAAAUGUGUUAUCUCAAUAUUGGGCAUGGUUUACAAGUGAAGUAUAAUGUUCAUGGAAAAUGCAUUCAAUACUGAGAAUUAAACAUUUUAAAUGGUUA
Conger conger (European conger) is the source of this 4652-nucleotide messenger RNA. It is a transcript of the gene prss12, whose product is annotated as serine protease 12. The transcript is spliced from 13 exons. Gene Ontology annotation, biological process: proteolysis. Gene Ontology annotation, molecular function: serine-type endopeptidase activity. The record is from RefSeq and is a predicted model, not a curated record. NCBI's taxonomy places the organism in Eukaryota, Metazoa, Chordata, Actinopteri, Anguilliformes, Congridae. The coding region runs from base 698 to 3157 and encodes 819 amino acids. Gene Ontology annotation, cellular component: membrane.